AACAAGAUCAUCAUUCUACUAUGAUUCUAGCACUUCUCUUUUUUUUUUUCUUAGCAAAAUGACUUAAUAACAAUUUAUAUUAUCAUGAGAUAGUGUCUACAUAUAAAAAUGGGAUACUAAAAGCAAACAAGAGAGAGACCAAAAGGAGAAAAAGAAAUGGCUCCUUCUUCUUCAUCUUCUCCUUCCAAAUCUCCUGUUCUAUCUCUUCACAAAGCCCUCCACUUCACUCCUAUUCCGGAAUGCGAAGAAGAGGAUCUCCACGAAGAACGAUACAAAAACAGAGCAACACCAAGCAGCAAUGGUGGUUCUUCCACCACUCCAAACCACCACCACCAACACACUCCAACGCCUCUCCACCACAAAGGAAAACCCAAAAACAAAAAACGACAUGACGACAACGACGACGAAGACAGAGGCUCCGUCUCAUGCAACAACUGUCGUCCUCACCAUUCUCACCGCGAAAAAUUCUCCGUCGUGCCUCUCGAAACCCACAACAACCAUUCCUUCAUCUCAAGCCCCAACCUCAUAAUCAAAUCAAUCUUUCAAUCCCUCACACGUAAAAGCCCCAAACUCUCUUCCGCAGCGUCAUCUCUUCCACCGCGCUCUUCCUCCUCCUCCUCCGCCGCCGCCGCCGCCGAGGCUUCCAGAGAAGAGCAGUGGCGGUUAGCCGUGGCGGAGCUUUCUCAUAAACUAAUACAAACCACGAAGAAGAAAGAAGACGCUGUCACAGAAGCUUCAAAGUUGAAAACUUCCAUGACAGAGCUCGAGAAGAAGCUCAACAAGCUCGAGGUUUACUGCCACAACCUCAAGUCAGGUCUCGACGAGUGUAGUAGCAAAAAUAAGAAACAGAGUGCUCUGUUUAACAACAUGGAAAAACAGAGUGCUCUGUUUAACGACAAGGAAAAACAGAGUGCUCUGUUUAACGACAAGGAAAAACAGAGUGUUCUGUUUAACGACAAGGAAAAACAGAGUGUUCUGUUUCAAAAAGACGGAUUCAACGACAAGAUCAUCCGGCAGUUCCUAGUCUCAGUGUCGGAAUCUCGAACUUCGAUAAGGGCUUUAAGCAGAGCUUUGGCCUCGCAGCUACGAACCGUCGGCGGGAAAGUAUACGAGCGGCUCUCUCUCCUACUCCAACAUUUCGACGUAAAGGUCAACUCUUUCGCGAAAAACCCGAAGAGCUUGAUCCUUUACCUCGAAGCGAUUCUGAGCAGAGCCUUCUUCGAGGACUUCGAAGCUUCCGGGUUUCAGAAAAACGGGUCGACCCGGAUUCUGAACCCGGUUGAUCGUUGCGAGUCCAAUUACGCUUUGUUCGAAGUCUUGAAGGAGCUGACGUGGGAGGAGGUUUUGAGCAGAGGAACGAAGCAUUUCUCAGAGGAGUUUAGCAUGUUCUGUGACAGGAAAAUGAGCGACGUCGUUUCGAUGCUUUGUUGGAACAGAGCCUGGCCUGAACCGCUUUUACAGGCGUUUUUUGGUGCGUCGAAGAGUGUUUGGUUGGUUCAUCUAUUAGCUAACUCGAUGAACCCGGGUUUCCAAAUCUUUCGUGUGGAGAAAAAUGACCGGUUUGAUCCGGUUUACAUGGAGGAAACUGGCGGGGAGAGGUUUAAGGAUCUGGUUCGAGCUAUGGUUCAACCUGGAUUUUAUGUGCAUGGUAGUGUGGUUAAGUGCAAGGUGGUUUGCAAGCAUUACAGCACCGUUGAAGAAGAAAUAGUCGAAAACGGUGUGGUAAAGGAAUGUAAUAAAAACGAGAAGAGUUUUGAUUAG
Molecule: messenger RNA, 1761 nt
Organism: Eruca vesicaria subsp. sativa (arugula)
Lineage: Eukaryota; Viridiplantae; Streptophyta; Magnoliopsida; Brassicales; Brassicaceae
Source: the annotation of a GenBank genome assembly